This is a messenger RNA of Osmia lignaria (orchard mason bee), 1354 nucleotides long. Its product is annotated as odorant receptor 22c-like. Gene Ontology annotation, biological process: sensory perception of smell; detection of chemical stimulus involved in sensory perception of smell. Gene Ontology annotation, molecular function: odorant binding; olfactory receptor activity. Gene Ontology annotation, cellular component: plasma membrane. The record is from RefSeq and is a predicted model, not a curated record. NCBI's taxonomy places the organism in Eukaryota, Metazoa, Arthropoda, Insecta, Hymenoptera, Megachilidae.
CUCUGACAAGCGAUGAAGUUCUUGUGGAGGGUGAACAUGAGAAAACUGCCGAGGAACUCGAUUGAUUAUUACUUACUGCCGAACAAGAUCUUGUGCAGUAUGAUUGGCAUAUGGCCUCCUGAUGAAAAACGCUCGAUCUGCAGCAAAGUAUUCGCAUACUUCCUGUACACAUUAUCUUUAAUUGCUCUCUUUAGCGUUUUCGUGCCGGGACUUUUCCUAAUUGCGGUGAACUGGGGUGAUCUGAAAAUUCUGACAGGAGUCGGCUGUGUUUCAACAACUCUUGCACAGCUUUUAUUCAAAAAAAUUUAUCUAGUAGCAAGACGAGAGAAAUCAUGUGGAUUGUAUAAAGAAUUAAGAAGUCUCUGGGAGUCCACUGACGAUCCUAAAGAAAGGCAAUCUUACGAAGAAUUCGCUUACUGGGCACGAAUUUGUUCGAUCAUCUUCUAUUCGUCCGGGACGACGACUGUGAUUAUUUUCACAAUUUCAGCAGCUUGUGAUUACAUUAGAAGCGAACAUAACGACAAUGGUGUUAACGGUCGACAUUUACCAUUUGACGUCUGGUAUGGAACGGAUGUCACGGAAUCGCCUAACUUUGAAAUCGCCUUUGUUUGUCAAUUCCUAGCAGCUUUGCUUGGCACUGCCGGAAUUUGCGCCAUAGAUACCACGUGUGUCACCACAAUCCUACACAUAUCUGGACAAUUCAGAUUAAUCAGCAGGUGGAUUAGUAAUAUUGGGAUCGAAAUAAGAUGUCAUUCUAUUAAUUAUAUAUCCGAUCGUUCGGGGAAUUUGGCAACGGAUCUAAUCAAGUGUAUUCGUCAUCAUCAACGAUUAAUAAAUCUGGUGAAUGAUGUUAAUGAUUUAUUAACCCCCAUCAUUUUUCUGCAACUCCUCACGAGUGGAAUAGAAAUUUGUUUAAGUGGAUUCGCAGUUAUGAGUAAUGGUUCAAACGCCGAUUUAUUUAAAUUUAUCUCUUACUUAUUAUCGAUGAUGAUACAACUUUUAUUAUGGUGCUGGCCUGGUGCAAUUUUGGUUCAGGAAAGUCAGCAAGUAGGGGAGAUAGCUUAUCUGAACGUACCAUGGUAUAAAUUGCCACUGAUUAAUAGAAAACAGCUUCUACUUAUAAUCCUCAGAUCGCAGAAGUACUGCAGUAUUUCGGCAUUAACGUUUCAGACAUUGUCUAUUCAUACUUUAACAAGUGUAUUUAAUACAGCCACCUCUUAUUUCGCUUUAUUACGUCAAAUGCAACAGAAUGAAGUAUCAAUGUUAUGAUAACCGGUAUCUAUGGUUUUUGAAGCAACAGUAAAAUAUAGCUGUAUAUUUGUGUACAAUUUGUAGGUUAUUACUUAACCUUCGA